This is a messenger RNA of Zeugodacus cucurbitae (melon fly), 656 nucleotides long. RefSeq names its product MD-2-related lipid-recognition protein. The transcript has a single exon. Gene Ontology annotation, molecular function: sterol binding. Lineage: Eukaryota; Metazoa; Arthropoda; Insecta; Diptera; Tephritidae. Bases 69 to 527 code for a protein of 152 amino acids. Gene Ontology annotation, biological process: sterol transport. The record is from RefSeq and is a predicted model, not a curated record.
AACACUCAAAACCGACCAGUCUCAUUCAGCAUUUUGAAGCGGGAAGCAGUGUAGAAAAGUACGGACAAAUGUCGCUUUUAAAGGUUUGCGUAUUUCUAGCAGCGAUCUCGCUUGCCGUCGCCGAAUCUGUGGACUUCAAGUCGUGCGGCGAUAUCGAUGCCUGCACCAUACACGAGGUACGCGUCGAUCCUUGCCCUCAGGCUGGUGAGCAUUUGGCAUGCCAUAUACGUCGCCGCCGUCCGGCCACUAUGUCCUUCGACUUUACGACCAAUUUCGCUGCGGAGACGUUGGAAGCCGGUCUGGUCUGGCAAAAGAGCGCCACACAGGAACUGCCGCUCAUCACCAUGGACAAGGAGGCAUGCAAAUACACGCCCUGCCCCACGGUUGCCAAUCAACGCCAGACAUACACCAUGAAUGUGCCGAUCGAGAGUAAAUUCCCCAUUAAUCCAUACACCAUCAAGUGGACAUUGAAGGCACCUACCGGACAAGUUUGCUGCUUCACCAUCGACAUCAAAGUGGUGCGUUAAGUGGCUUGACGAAGGAAAAGAGACAUUGAUAUGAUUUCAAAUGUGGAAAGGAUAUUAUUUUAUAGAGUAUGUAUGUAUGUAUCUAAACGAUUCAAAUAAAUCUGACUAAUUUUCAUUGCAAAAACUAAA